AUGUGGAAACAAUCUCAACAUCGCUCUUGCCAGAGGUUUCUACUACCAUCACUAGGAAUCGUUCUUCUCUUUACUGUCCAUAUAUUAUGGCUGAACCCUAUUGCUCAAGCUCCACUUCCCGUCUCUCAGGAUAACCUCUGGCAAAACCUGCACGCCUUGCUCGAGAAACAUGAGCCGCAGUGCCCGUCUCCGAAUUUACUCGGCCGCACCGCAGGAAUACCUAGAUUUGAUGCAAACGACGAGUCGCCUCGAAUAGACCUUAUAGUGAACUCAGACGAGCUUCAACAGCCGCUGCGGGCAGCGCAUGACGGGUUCGUGCGCGACAUGCAACCGCUCAAGGCCAUUCGCGCAUACCAUCCCCGAACUAAAGGGAUCGUGUCUGCAGCGGGAGGAAAAUACCUGCCCACGUUUCUGGUGUCACUGCACCUGCUCCGACGGACGGGAUCAAAACUUCCCGUGGAGCUGUUUUUGAAGGAUUGGACGGAGUACGAGCCGUAUAUCUGCGAGAUUGUACUACCACCACUAAAUGCCAAAUGCGUUGUCUUGUCAGUAGUAUUGUCCAGUCUGGACAGCGGUGAUUCCAGCUAUCCAAUAGAGGGAUAUCAAAUCAAGUCGUUCGCCAUCUUGUUUUCUUCGUUUGAGAGAGUCAUCUGGAUAGACGCCGAUAUUCUCCUUCUAGAUGACCCAGCUCGACUUCUCGACUGCGAACCUUUCUCCUCGUCUGGCCUCCUCACUUGGCCUGAUUUCUGGAAGAACACCGCCUCCCCCCUCUACUUUAACAUAUCUCGUCAACCUGAACCCCCCAACAACGCCCGCCAAGCGACAGAAGCAGGUGUAGUCCUCGUCUCGAAAAAGACCCACUACAUGACCCUCAUCUUGGCCGCCUACUACAACUACCACGGUCCCUCCUAUUACUACCCCCUUCUCGACCAAGGCGCCCCCGGAGAAGGCGACAAGGACACGUUCCUCCAUGCAGCCACUGCGCUUGGCGCCAAAUACCAUACCGUCAGCGAGACUGUUGCAGACCUCGGUCAUCCUGAUCGCUGGAAUCGGGGCAUCAUCGGCGCUGCUAUGUUGCAGGCUGAUCCAAGGGAAGAUUAUGCGCUUACGCAGCGCGGUAAGUGGCGGGUGAGAGACCCGUCUGUGGCAAAGCCUGCCCGUGGCUUUUUCAUUCAUUCCUAUAAUCCCAAAUUUAAUGCUGCUGCGUUGUUGGCGAGUGAGAAGUCACGGACUAAAGAUGGGGAUCCGAGUCGGUUGUGGACGAGUUCGAAGGAGACGCUGGAACGUCUUGGAUACGAUGCCGAGAGGACGUUAUGGCAGGAGGUGAAGAAGGUUACUUGUAGUUUGGAGCAUGCUUUUGAUGCUUGGAAGUCGAAGUCGGGACUUUGUGAGGGUGUUCAGAACCAUUGGGACGCUGUCUUUGAGGAUGCAUCGGCGGAGGUUCCGAAGUUUACGAUGACCUGA
Aspergillus affinis is the source of this 1464-nucleotide messenger RNA. RefSeq names its product alpha-mannosyltransferase. Gene Ontology annotation, molecular function: alpha-1,2-mannosyltransferase activity. Bases 1 to 1464 code for a protein of 487 amino acids. The transcript has a single exon. The record is from RefSeq and is a predicted model, not a curated record. NCBI's taxonomy places the organism in Eukaryota, Fungi, Ascomycota, Eurotiomycetes, Eurotiales, Aspergillaceae. Gene Ontology annotation, cellular component: Golgi apparatus. Gene Ontology annotation, biological process: mannan biosynthetic process.